Chenopodium quinoa (quinoa) is the source of this 1437-nucleotide messenger RNA. Its product is annotated as probable leucine-rich repeat receptor-like protein kinase At1g35710. Gene Ontology annotation, molecular function: protein binding. The record is from RefSeq and is a predicted model, not a curated record. The transcript has a single exon. Bases 1 to 1437 code for a protein of 478 amino acids. NCBI's taxonomy places the organism in Eukaryota, Viridiplantae, Streptophyta, Magnoliopsida, Caryophyllales, Amaranthaceae.
AUGGAAACCUUUAAGAAAAACCAUCUUACCCUCAUUUUCCUCAUAAUCUUGGCCAAUACUAUCAUCUUAAGUUCUACUUUGGUAAAAUCAUGCAAUCCCAUAGAUAAAGAAGCUCUACUUGAUUUCAAGCGGAGGAUCGAGUCCGAUAGUAGCGGGCAACUACUUACAUGGAACACAAAGACCAAUUGUUGUACGUCUUGGAAUUUUGUAAAGUGUGACAAUGCCACCGGAAGGGUAAUUGAGAUAUCUCCAUUUCGUCCUUCAAAUCCAAUGGAUUCCGAUAUCUCUAUCUUCGUAAAAGGUACAAUAUCCCCUUUCUUAGGUAAUCUUACCUCUCUUCAAGUCCUCAACCUACAUCAUUUUCAACAAAAUUACCUUGAUAACCCGGCCGGGUUAAGAGGUCAAAUCCCACCACAAUUAGGCCAAUUGUCACAGUUAACCUACCUUUCUUUAGCUUCCAACAUUCUUAGUGGUUCAAUACCUACAUCAUUUGCAAACCUCCGUCAUUUAAGAACUCUUGACCUCGGCCAAAACAGGCUCUCUGGCGCCAUACCCUCUAAUCUUUUCCAAUCAAUGAACUCACUCGAAUCAUUAAAUCUUGACCAAAAUGAUUUCACCGGCUCAAUACCCUCAACCAUCGAAAAUCUAUUAUCACUUGAAACACUCUCUCUUCGAAAUAAUUCAUUUUCUGGUUCGAUUCCAAGUAAUAUUGGCAAACUUAAGAAUCUCACAUACGUGUACAUGUCAUACAAUCGUAUUUCAGGAAAGAUACCUGAUUCCAUAGGCCAACUCUCCAAAUUAAUGUAUUUAGAUCUUGACAACAACAGACUCACUCAAUCAUUACCUUCUUCUAUAGGUAAACUCUCCAAAUUAAUUAACUUACAUCUCAACAAAAACAAAUUAAAUGGGCCUAUUCCUUCUUCGAUUGACGGCCUUGUUUCUAUAUUCGAGAUUUCUUUAUCUGAAAACAAUAUCACAGGCCCAAUUCCAUCUUCCAUCGUAAACAUAAUGUCACUCACCAAUCUUGACCUGACCCGAAAUUCUAUAUCUGGUGAGAUUCUAACUAAUAUUGGGAAAAUGAAAAACCUUCAAUUCAUAGAAUUGUCAUAUAACCAAAUUGGAGGGAAAAUACCUGAUUCAAUAGGUCAACUUAGCCAGUCGAUUACAAUUAAACUUGAUAAUAAUAAACUCAUUGGGCCUAUACCAAAUUCUAUAAGUAAUCUCUCUAGAUUAUAUAAUUUGAAACUUGAUCAUAAUAAGUUGAGUGGAAGUAUUCCAGCAAAGGUAUUGAAUAUAGAAAGACUUGAAGUUCUUGAUCUUUCUAACAAUCAACUUAGUGGAAGAAUUCCACCCCACAAAUCAAUUUUUCCUGCUUCUGCAUUUUCGGGGAACAUUGGUCUUUGUGAUACUCCACUUCCUCCUUGCAAGCGUUUGUAA